UCAAGCCCGCCUCCUUCAAUGACUCAAGCCGAAGGACGGAGGAGAGCUUACGGAGGAUUCUCAGCGGCAACUGUGCCGUCAUCGUCAUUAUUGUUAUUCUUCUUUACGGAGAAAUAAAUAACAAUGGGCACCACCGACUCCAAACUGAAUUUCCGGAAAGCAGUGAUUCAGCUGACAACCAAAACACAGCCAGUGGAAGCCACAGAUGACGCCUUCUGGGACCAGUUCUGGGCCGACACCAGCACCACUGUGCAGGAUGUUUUUGCACUAGUUCCAGCUGCAGAGAUAAGAGCUCUGCGAGAGGAGUCGCCCUCCAAUCUGGCCACUCUGUGCUAUAAGGCCGUGGAGAAACUGGUGCAGGGCGCCGACUCGGGCUGCCCCUCGGAAAGGGAGAAGCAGGCGGUCUUGAACUGCACCCGCAUUCUGACUCGCAUCCUCCCUUACAUCUUCGAGGACCAGGACUGGAGAGGGUUCUUCUGGUCCACGGUGCCCGGCGCCGGGCGUGCCGGGACGGAGGAGCUGGACGAUGACGAAGGAGCUCGACCCCUGGCCGAGUCGCUUCUACUGGCCAUCGCCGACCUCCUCUUUUCCCCGGACUUCACCGUUCACAGCCACAGAAGAGGCCCGGACUCAGUGGAGAGCAUGCACUCCAUCGACAGCUGCGAAUACAUCUGGGAAGCGGGAGUGGGCUUUGCCCAGUCCCCCCCUCUGAACUACAUCCAUGACUUGAAUCGGACGGAGCUGCUGAGGUUGCUCCUCACCUGCUUUUCCGAGCUCAUGUACCUGCCCGCCUCACCAGACACCACUGUCCUCAACCCCUGGGUGACUUUUUUCUGCUCCGCUGAGAAUCGGCAUGCUUUGCCUCUCUUCACCUCUCUGCUCAACGUGGUGUGCGCCUACGACCCCGUGGGCUACGGCAUCCCGUACAACCACCUGCUGUUCUCUGACUACCGGGAGCAGCUGGUGGAGCAGGCGGUGCAGAUCCUCAUUGUGACUCUGGAGCACGAUCGAGCGAGGUCCCAGUGCCUGUCCUCUCCGUCCAGUGUGGAGGACCACGAGUCCACCGGGCCCGAAAACCUGUUUGUCAAUUAUUUAUCAAGAAUCCACAGAGAGGAGGACUUUGACUUUGUGCUGAAAGGCUUAGCUCGCCUGCUCACUAACCCUUUGACUCAAACGUAUCUGCCCAAUUCCACCAAGAAGAUCCAGUUCCACCAGGAACUUCUGGUGCUUUUCUGGAAGCUUUGUGACUUUAAUAAGAAAUUCCUCUUUUUUGUCCUGAAGAGUAGCGACGUGCUGGAUAUUCUGGUUCCAAUACUCUACUACCUUAACGAUGCAAGAGCUGAUCAAUCCCGUGUGGGACUCAUGCACAUCGGAGUGUUCAUCCUGCUGCUGCUGAGUGGGGAGAGAAACUUUGGCGUGCGCUUGAACAAGCCCUACGCCCUCCACGUGCCCAUGGACAUCCCCGUCUUCACAGGCACUCACGCGGACCUGCUCAUUGUGGUCUUCCAUAAGAUUAUCACCACGGGCCACCAGCGUUUACAGCCGCUCUUCGACUGCCUGCUCACCAUCAUCGUGAAUGUGUCUCCAUAUUUGAAAAGCCUGUCCAUGGUCGCGGCUAACAAGCUGCUCCACCUGCUGGAAGCCUUCUCCACCAGCUGGUUCCUGUUCUCUGCCGUCCAGAACCACCACCUUGUCUUCUUCCUGCUGGAGGCGUUUAACAACAUCAUACAGUACCAGUUUGACGGUAACUGCAACCUGGUGUACGCCAUCAUCCGCAAGCGCAACGUCUUCCACCAGUUGGCCAACCUGCAGUCGGACCCCGCCUCCAUCCAGAAGGCUCUGCAAAGAAAGAGGAAGUCGCCCGACGUCAUCUCCCGCACCAGCUCCCAGGAGACGGUGUCCAUGGAGGGUUCCCGACCUGCGGUGCCUGCAGAGCCUGGCACUCUGAAGGCCAGUCUGGUGGCCAUACCAGGUAUUGAAAAACUGACUGAGAAGUCUCAGGUGUCGGAGGACGGCACCAUGGUGUCCUUGCCAAAGAUGGAACACUCGGAGCAAAAUGCAGCCGCGGGAACCAGCGACACCGAGUCCAACUCAGGCCGAGACAAUGAAGAUGUGUUCUACACCGAAGCUGAAAUGGAGAGAAGUCGUUUGUCAAGCGCUUCUUCAGCAUCACCCUGGGCUCCCACAAAAGACUGGGUCCUUUCCUGGAAGUGCAAGCUGCCAUUACAGACCAUCAUGCGUCUUCUACAGGUGUUAGUCCCUCAGGUGGAGAAGAUCUGCAUUGACAAGGGUCUGACGGAUGAGUCCGAGAUCCUCAAGUUUCUCCAGCACGGAACGUUAGUGGGCCUGCUGCCCGUCCCUCACCCCAUCCUCAUCAGGAAGUACCAGGCCAACGCUGGCACCGCCAUGUGGUUCCGCACCUACAUGUGGGGCGUGGUCUAUUUGCGCAACGUGGACCCUCCCAUCUGGUACGACACGGACGUGCGCCUCUUUGAAAUUCAGAAGAUGUAGACGGUCAUCCCAACUUCGACGGACCGGAUCCCAAGUAAAACUGUGUUAAAUUUGCUUCUUACUGUAAAGUCAUCAUGAUGAUGCAUGUUUUGGGUAGCUCGUUAAGACAGCAUAAAGAGAAGAUAUUUAUCCUACUCAUCACUAUUGUCUGCGGAUUACGUCCGUGUUGUUUUGAACUGAAGAACGGGUGCGAAGAUGACUGCACUUUUGUUCCCGUCUUUAGAACGUCGUCAGACUUAGAAGUCAGCGUGCAGUCAGUCAAGUCGGACUUGUUUAAGGUAGCGCCACAGGAAGUCAUAGUUUUCAUCAGGUAACCGAGUUCGGGGUCAGGUGUUAUGCUAAUGAGCGUGUUGUCUUUCAUAUCACAGUUUUUUGGAGAUUACGCUCCAAGACGAGAUAUUAUAACCACGUUUAGCUUUAAAAACAACACCAUUUCCAUGAUAGACAAUUAAAGAUGUCCGAUAUCGGACUACCGAUAUAGUCGGCCGAUAAAUGCUUUAAAAUGUAAUACCGGAAAUUAUUGGUAUCUGUUUGAAAAAGUAAAACUUAUGAGUUUUUAAAAACGCCGCUAUACGGAGUAGUACACGGGCAUGCGGUGAAGUACAGAGCGCCAAUCAACCUUAAAGGCACUACCUUUGCGUGCCGGCCCAAUCACAUAACUACGGCUUUUCACACACACAAGUGAAUGCAAGGCAUACUUGGUCAACAGCCAUACAGGUCACACAGAUGGUGGCCGUAUAAACAACUUUAACACUGUUACAAAUAUGCGCCACACUGUGAACCCACACCAAACAAGAAUGACAAACACAUUUCGGGAGAACAUCCGCACCGUAACACAACAGAACAAAUACCCAGAACCCCUUGCAGCACUAACUCUUUCGGGACUGUACAAUAUACACCCCCCAACCCCGUCCACCUCAACCUCCUCAUGCUCGCUCAGGGAGAGCAUGUCCCAAAUUCCAAGCUGCUGUUUUGAGGCAUGUUAAAAAAAAAAUAAUGCACUUUGCAACUUCAAUAAUAAAUUGAUAAAUUAUUCAGUGCCAUCUUGGCAUUUUUUCCAUAACUUGAGUUGAUUUAUUUUGGAAAACCUCGUUACAUUGUUUAAUGCGUCCAGCGAGGCAUCACAACAAAAUUAGGCAUAAUAAUGUGUUAAUUCCACGACUGUAUAUAUCGGUAAUUAAGAGUUAAUAAAUAUCGGAAUAUCGGCAAAAAAAGCUAUUAUCAGACGUCUCUAUUGAGGAUACUUCAUCUUCCUUAGAAGUGAACUUGCACCUUCUUUCAUUGUGCUGUAACAGUAAAUAGUUUUUAUGUAUAAUAUAUACUCUUGUGUUUAAAAUCCUUAAAUUAUUCUGAAUAUAUAAAUAUAUUGAUAUGUGAACAAGUGUUUUGGAUUAAAUACUUGCAUUGGAAAGACUGAUUAAAACAUAUUGAAGUAAAAA
Nerophis ophidion (straightnose pipefish) is the source of this 3950-nucleotide messenger RNA. Its product is annotated as protein HID1-like. The record is from RefSeq and is a predicted model, not a curated record. Gene Ontology annotation, cellular component: Golgi medial cisterna; membrane; Golgi trans cisterna. Bases 124 to 2511 code for a protein of 795 amino acids. NCBI's taxonomy places the organism in Eukaryota, Metazoa, Chordata, Actinopteri, Syngnathiformes, Syngnathidae. The transcript has 19 exons.